Messenger RNA from Chara braunii, 3740 nucleotides. NCBI's taxonomy places the organism in Eukaryota, Viridiplantae, Streptophyta, Charophyceae, Charales, Characeae. The record is from the annotation of a GenBank genome assembly.
CCAAGGGGAAGAUCUCUUCCCCUUCCCUACCCUCUCCCUUCCCCUCGCAUCCUGGCCUAUGGAUGCCAGCACUUCUCUCGUCGUCCCUGUUGUUCCUCCUCCUUGCUCUCCUGCAUCAGUAAGAACCAACACUUCUUCCCAUACCCAUACGGGGGCGACAACAAGUGUCCACGCUGGCCACGUGGCAAUGUCGGCCAGCCUCCGGGCUGGCUACGUGGCAAUGUCGGCUGCGGACGUGUCAUCCUUCUUCGGUGUGCAUGUGCGGGCGACUCCUCGUCUGCGACAAUGCCGGCGGGUAUUCAGAAUCGAUAUCCCAUCUUGUCGAUUUCCAAACGAUUACAAAGGGACACAACAUGAGUCGUCGAGGAACUUGCUGCGCUCGAUGGGCAGCUAUCAUCAUCGUGACACAUCAGCAGCAAAAAGUGUGGCCAACCACCGGGGUUGCUGGCUAUGUCUGUUUGAAGGAGACAUAGACAGGUGGAGAAGCGGAAGUAAGAGGAGUAGGAGUGCGAGCCUGCAAUGCAAAGGGGCACGAGGAGAUGACAAGUCAUCGUCGAGACAUGGCAGCUUUCACCAUCACCAUGGCUUCGUGGAGGAAGGGGAGGAGGAGACGAAGGAGAAGGGGAAGCUGGACGAAGUGGGAGAGGGGCGGCAGAGGGACCCUUCUCCUUCGUUUCGUGAGAAAAGACCGCAGCAACAAGCACUGCAAAGGCGCUCACCUUCCAGAAAUGACACCCGGCAGGAAACGACUAGGCCGGCGACAAUGACGAAGCCUCGACGGUCCUUGCCGCCUCUUUAUCCUACUCCUCCAUCGCCUUAUCGCACGCAGCACAUGUUACAAAUGGUAGAUGAAGCGCUUUCUCUGCGUCAAACUUCUUCUUCUUCUUCUUCUUCUUCUUUUUCUUCUUCCUCUCGUGAGGCAGCUGGUUAUAAGAACCGGCGCUAUGGAGAGAAGAAAGCCGGCACAAUACCAGAGAAGCGGGGGAAUGUGAGCAGACCAAGAAGCAACGAUGAUGAAUGGAAUGCAACUGAGCAGGGUGAUGAAAACGACGUGAAAAGAGCAGCAGGAGGAGGAGGAGGAGGAGGAGGAGGGGGAGGUAGAGGAGGAAUAGGUGGCAGCGGGCGGGAGGAAAGAAAGAGGGCCAGGGGUAUAUUAAAGGGAGGGUGGGGCAGUCCGGUCAUGAGGCAUGGGGAGGCAUACAUCUCCAUAUUGAAGCAAGCCGUUGGCCAACUCCGGGUUGACCAGGUGGAGGAGGUGGACGCCAUUUUGGCGCGCUUUGAGAAACUCACGUACUCACCCCUCGAUUGUGCCACCGCUUCUGCUGUGGUUAUUGAUCUCUGCCGUUGCGGAAGAUGGCAUCAAGCCAUGAGGGUCUGUUUGUGGGUCCACAGGCGGGAACAACAGGUCAUUGAGGCUGAUGUUGACGCUACCAGCAGGUUCCCUGAAGUAGAGGAAGCACAAGGAAGAGGAGGAGGAGAUUAUAGACGAGGUAAGGACGGAGGAGGGGUGACAGGAGCAGCAGCACGGGGAAAAAAGGAUGGGAGUGUCGGGGAGAUACUGCCCGGGAAUCGACACCUGGACGUGGUCGCUUACAAUUCCUUAAUUGCCGCCUUCUCGCGAAACGGACCCUUUGAGCAGUCGCUGAGAGUGUAUAGGAUGAUGCGGAAGGCGGGGCUGGAACCGAACCUCUACACCUUCACGUCGGUCAUGCAAGCUCUGUCAAGGGCUGGCCGCUGGAAAGACGCCAUGUCCGUGUUUCGAGACCUGGUCCGCCACGGGAACCAACCAGAUGUCGUGGUCUACAACACGUUGAUUACGGGUUUAGCAGGCGCGGGAAAAUGGUAUCAGGUGGAGAAGGUGUGGAGGGAAAUGCAAGAGGGCCAGGUUAGGAAGAGCCUGGGUACCUACUCGCUCUUCAUGAGCAGUUUCGUCAAGGCGCGCCGAUGCGAUCUCGCGCUCGACGUGUACUGGGAGGCCGUGAAGGAGGGGGUGAAUAUAACCUCCCCUAUGAUCAGGGGGCUAGUUUGCGUCUGCGCUUAUGCUGGCAGGUGGGCACUUGCCCUCGACUUCUACCACAUGCUACGGCAACAGGCAGCCGAGGAAAGCUCUACAUCGUCAGACGUUCCCCGAGCCCAAUCUGGGUCGGUGCGGUCCAAGACUGUACUUUCCGCUGAACGUUCUGCCGAACCUUCAUCCAAGCCUGCUAAUUGGUCGUCUGAUUGGUCAUCUGAGCCUCCAUUCGCGCUUGCUGGGUGUACGUCUGAACCUCGGCUUAAACCCAUGGAAGAUUCGUUGGAUCCUUGGUCGCGACCCACGGAAGAGUCGUCUGACGAUGAAGAGGAUUUUGACAUCGACGGUAGUCAUGCGGUGGAGCGUGGAAAAGGCGAGCAAUAUCAACAGGUGGAAGAGGAGGAGGGAGAAGAGGAGGAGGACGAAGAGGAGGAGGAGGAAGAAGAAGAGGAGGAAGAGGAAGAGGAGGAGGAGGAGGAGGAGGAAGAGGAGGUGGUUAAAUAUAGGGACUCUGUCAGUCAGAAGCAGAGAGAGGAUGAUGACGAUGGCAAUGUGUACAGCGAUGGGCCAUCUGAAAAGGGGAGGGUUUUGUCCUCGGACGAAGGAAUGGAGGAGGAGAGGGGUGGAGGGGAGGACGGGAGAUUCCCAGAGAGAAGUAUAGGUAGACAGCUGGAAUCGAUUGACACGGAUAGAAGAGGCGUGUCAGUUUCAGGAAAUCAAUCAUCUUCCGUCGUCGAAAACACUCUGAUUGAUUGCCUGGGGCGUGCUGGAAGGUGGGACCUCGCUAACGGGGUGUUCAAGCAGAUGGCCUACGCAGGGUGUGAACCAGAUGCGUACACCUGGAGUGCAAUGAUCAAUGCUGCAGUUAACAGCAAGAAGGAGAGGAGGUUUGAGCGCGCCAUGCGGGUGCACAAGAGAAUGACUCGCAGAGGGAUCCGGCCAAAUGUUGAAGUGUAUAACAUCGCCAUCUCGGCUUGCAGGCACGCGGAAGAAGAGGGUUGGCUGUGGGCCGUCGGAUUGAUCAAUGAAAUGAAAGAAGUUGGCAUCAAGCCCGACGUUGUCACUUACAGCGCGGCUAUUCGCGUUUGUGAGAAGGAUGGUGAGGGCCGAAUGGUGGCUUUAUUGUGGGACGAGAUGGGGAGAGCAGGCUGUACUCCUAACCACUUCACGUACGCUGCCGGCAUCCGAGGAUUCGGGAAGAUCGGGCAGAGAAAGCGAGCUUUGGCGCUUUUUCAGGAUAUGAUAAUUCGCGGGAUCAAACCCGACGUGAAUGUCUACAACGCUGUCAUUCUUGCAAACGGGGCGAAUGGCAAGCCAUGGCUGGCAAGAGAUGUUUACCGGCAAAUGCGUCGAAGAGGGUGCCUUCCUAACGAAACCACAGAGCGUCUCAUUCAAGAGUUUGGCACCGUUGAGCCCGUGCAGCAGAAGCUCACUAAGGCACAACGCCGGAAGCGCCGGAAGAAGAUGGCAGAGGAAAGGAAGAAUGCCAUGGAACGUGGUCAGCAGUUUGUUUAUUAUUCUAAGGGUGCCGGCCUUAAGGGUAACAAGGGACCCUCUAGGGGCCAUGGUGAGGAGAAGGGGGACAAGGAGGGCGGCUCGGCAGCGUCAACUGAUGUACACAGUCAGUUUUCAAGUGUGUAGGUAAACAAUGGAAGCCAGAGAGGCCCAGAAGGAUCAACACCAAUCAAAACAACAAGAACGAAAGGCAAAACAAAGCGUAAUGUGAGAA